This is a messenger RNA of Physella acuta, 469 nucleotides long. Its product is annotated as antistasin-like. The record is from RefSeq and is a predicted model, not a curated record. Gene Ontology annotation, molecular function: serine-type endopeptidase inhibitor activity. Lineage: Eukaryota; Metazoa; Mollusca; Gastropoda; Physidae.
UCAAACACCAGGCACUUUCUCAUGAUUCAAUUCGCUUAUUAAAUCACUCAGCACUAUCUGUACAAGAAUGAAGAUCUUCAUUUUUAUAUGUGUGUGUACACUAUACAUCACCUACAUCAGCCCCACCCCCCUGAGCAAGUUGACUGACCGCUGCACUGUAUCGUGUCACAAGCUGCUAGGUGUGCCAUGUCCAGAUGGCAGUCACUGUCCACUCAGCGCCUGUCAGAUGACCUGUCCAAAUGAGUACCAGAGAUCCGAGAAGUGUGGCGUCAUCGUCUGCUUGACCCUGUGUGAACACGGACGUGAGUUGGACGAGAACGGCUGUCCGACAUGCACCUGUGUGUGAAUGACAGCUGACAUGUCAGCGUGCUGGACCAACACACCUGCAGCGGUGUCGUAACACAUCAUGUGUGAAACAUGCUGACAUCAGUUAGCUAAGUCUAAAAUAAAUUCUUGGUGAUAUUUCAAA